This is a messenger RNA of Spodoptera frugiperda (fall armyworm), 5930 nucleotides long. RefSeq lists its product as uncharacterized. The coding region runs from base 356 to 1462 and encodes 368 amino acids. The transcript has 5 exons. Gene Ontology annotation, biological process: immune response; antigen processing and presentation of peptide antigen via MHC class II; protein polyubiquitination. Gene Ontology annotation, cellular component: late endosome membrane; cytoplasm; lysosome. Lineage: Eukaryota; Metazoa; Arthropoda; Insecta; Lepidoptera; Noctuidae. Gene Ontology annotation, molecular function: MHC protein binding; ubiquitin protein ligase activity; zinc ion binding. The record is from RefSeq and is a predicted model, not a curated record.
UUCCGUAAUGAAUUUUGUAUUAUCUAUGUAGUGCUGUAGUGUGUGUAUUAUAUUUAUGUGAUGACAAGUAGCUAGCAGUACCGAUAACUUUGGUUGACGAUUUAUUUUAUGAAUUUUGUAUCUACUCUAUUUCAUAAUUGCAGUGUGUUAAGUAAGAGAUGUAAUGUGAAUAACAAAUCAUCAUCAACAGUGUACAUACUUAUUAAAUUAGUACUUAGUAGAAGUUACUUAAUAGAUUGAGAUGUGAGGUGACAUGUUUUUAUAUGUUUGCUUUGUCGAUGUUCAAUGUGAUCGCGAAGAAAAUCUCUGAAUGUUAUGUAGGCUCGGUUGAGCAUUAAAAAUAUACGAUACCAUAAUGCCUGUUCAGCAAAUUAAUGUGAAGAACUCUUCGGAUAUUGAGAGUUGGGAAUGGGGAGGAGGAUGUGGUAGAGAGGUGAUUCGUACGGGGUCAGGGAGCAGCCGCACGUCAUGUAGCAACUCCAGCGGUGAUAUUUGCCGCAUAUGCCACUGCGAGAGCGAGCCUCACAAUCCUCUCCUAGCACCAUGUUAUUGUUCAGGAAGUUUGAAAUAUGUUCAUCAGAGCUGUUUACAACAGUGGCUGACGGCAUCAGAGACGAGGUCCUGUGAACUCUGCAAAUUCAAUUUCAUCAUGCAUACCAAAAUAAAGCCAUUUAAUGAGUGGCGUUUGCUAGAGAUGUCGGGUGUGGAACGCAGGAGACUGUGCUGUGCUGUACUGUUCCACUGUGUCGCUGCACUCUGCGUCAUGUGGUCCCUCUUUGUACUUAUUGAACGGGCAGUAGAAGAGGUCAACCGUGGCAUGAUUGCCUGGCCUUUUUGGACAAAAUUGGUCGUUGUGGCUGUGGGAUUUACCGGCGGCGCAGUCUUCAUGUACAUACAAUGUCGGCAAUAUCUCCACCUAUGUAAUCGUUGGCGAGCACACAACAGGAUACUGUUAAUUCAAAAUGCGCCGGAGAAGAUCCCAAUCGGAGGUGGAUCUCCACCCGUGCGAGUGAAGAGACGCGAGAGGAGCGCGCGUGGGCAAGUUAUCGCCAACAUCGAGCCCCCGCCGCCGCCCGCCGCCUACCACGAAGAGGACGAGAGCGGCGGCUUCGAGACCUACCGCGGCAACCCACACCGCCGUCUGUCCGCGCUGCCCGACCCGCGCCCCGACGACACGCGCCGCUACUCCGACACGCGCCUGGCGCAGGCGUGCGACGAGGCGGCCGGGUCGCCCGAGCGCGGCGGCGUCUACCACAUCAGCGUGGAUCCGCUCGAGGCCGACAUCCGCUCACUGCUGGCGCUGGAGGCGCGGCGCGCCGCCCGGGCCGCGCGCUCGCUGCCAAACCUGCGCGCCUCGCGCGAGACGCUGCUGCCCGCGGCGCCAGCCGGCCCGGGUCCUGCGGGCCCCGUAGCCGGUCCCCCCACAGCCGGGGCCCCAGCACCGGCCCCAGCGGCCUCCUGAGGCCCGCUCCUGCUGUACCCGGAUGAUACGGUGUACUAGCGGGUACUAGCGGCGCAGUGUGCGAAGUGUGCUUGGUGCGUGUACAUACUGACAUGGAUCUUGUAAAUACUUAUUAUCAUAAUAAUAGUUCAGGCGUCGCUCGUUAAGGCCAUCGCAAGACCGCCCGAUAGAUACUUAUUCCUUGUCCUUGCAUUUUGUACCAUAACGUCCAUAUGUGUACAUAGCGUAAACAGAUUUAACUCCAUGUUUUUCGUGAUAGCAAUAUUAAGGAAUUAAGGUUUGAUAGUAGACCGCUUGCAAAAUAUAAUUAGUAGGUAAUAGGUAUGAUACUGUUGCCAGGGGUAAUACCUUGUAGAAAAUUGUCCAUAUACUUUAAUCCAAUCGUACAAUAUUUCUUAAACUUACUCCAGCCUUCCAAAAACCAUUUUAAUAAAAACCAUGCUUCUGGUAUUCGACAUAUAUAUUACAACUCCAUACUGAUAUCUAUAUGCAAAUAUUGCGAAGCAAGUGCUACGAGUAUGAGAGAUUUUGAAGCUAAACUCGAUGGAGGAUGAUACAUCAAACUAAUAUCCAAUAAGUUGAUAUCUCAGGUUAAUAUUGGAUUAGUGUAGCAUGAUGUGCCAUCGCUCGUGGCUCGUGCGUAACAUCGUUUGCUAAGAAAGCCAAACAUUUUAAUACUAAGCUUCAUGUAUUUAGAGUCCUUAUUAAUCUGCUAGAUUUGCGAAACUAGAUACUGAGCUGAUAGUAUUGUCAAAUCAACUGCAUUUUAAAGUAUUGGAAUAUAAUUCCAUGAUAUAGUGCAUGUGUGUUUUCUAUGUGUAGAUUAGACUUUCAUAUACUUUUAAUAAGUACAUAAAUAAUUCAAUACUUUGUCAUCGCGAGAUACAAGAUCUUAAUGCUUUUGUCGAACUAAACUUCCAAAAAGAUUUUCUUUCGGAUUAUUGCAUUGUUCAACAACCAUUGUUAUAUAUAUUUUUCUUUAGUUAUUUGGGAACUGAUUUUGAUCAAUCAUUUGUCUUCUUUCCUUUGGAUUUAGGAAUAACUAUCCUGAAAAUUGGAUAUUGUUUUUGGGCUUUUCGAUUCUUUAUUGGUUGUACCACAUUUUCGAACUUGUACAUUAUUAAGUGUCCAGCACUAUCGCAGUGUGAGUUAUCGAUGAUAACCUAAACCCAAUUGAUUAAAACAUUGAUAACUUAUCAUUAUUGGGAUUUAUCAAAGGAAAUUAACAAUGAGCUGUUCAGUCUACUUACGGCCGCGAUAAUUUAUGUGGCACUUAUAUUCACACUGCCAUUAUGCGAAAACAAGCUUAUAAAACUAUAAAAUGUCGACGUGUGGCUUCACCCGCGUCUAAUUAAGAAGAUUUUUCUCGAUUAGGUCCCAAAUCACGAUCCUGACAGAAUAUCGGGAUUAAAAGUAACGUAUGCCAAUCCCUGAAGAGUAAACUUUCCAAUAGUGAAAUCAUUGUUCAAAUCGAUCCAGUAGUUUCUGAGUGCAAACAAACAAGCAUAAAAUAUUUCCCCUAGUAUAGAUUGAUUUUUAUUCUGAACUAAAAGUUGUAAAUAAGAGUCCAUUAACUUCAUAAAAAUAUUAUGAGGUAAAUCUACAUACUUUUGGCAACUUCAAACUAUUAUUUCGCGGUUUCAUUACAAGUCAAUUAAAAUUAGGUACCUAUCGAAUGUUCUGUCUAAUUUUCCGCCUAUCAAAUAAAUUGCAACGCGACAACAUAGGUGGGUACCUCCCAGUAUUUUGCUAUACAGUUAAAGAGACUUUACUUUUUUAACUUAAAUAAAUAGGUGCCUAUGAAAUUGCCGGUCCCUAUCAAAUGUGAAGUACCUCGCUUGGUUCUUACAACACCCACAAUAACAGGCGUAGAACAUAGUUACCCCUCUACAAUUUAACUGUCACGUAACUUCUACGUCAUACCAUGCAUUAUAAAAUCAAGUCCCAAAGAUUUUAUAAUAAUUAUUUUAUGACUGAUCACUCUUUUAUAAGUAUAGUGAGUCAGAUAUUCCAUCGCGUGUUCGAUGUUUUAUUAUUUCUGCUUUUCCUUGUCCCAUUUAAAAUGUUUAGAAUAUUUUCGUACGACAAGUGCUAUCUAAACUUCUUUAUCUAGUGCAGUCCCGAUUCAUAAUUAUUUUUCCACUGCCUGCAUAUGUAUGAAUAGGAUUUAUUGUAUCACAACAUGUAUUGUAGCUUGAUAUAAUGCUUUGCGAAGAAGCUGUUGGAAAAUAAACAAGAGACAUGUGUUUCUGUACAUGGACACAUGUAUAGUUAAUUCUUUGUUACCUUUAAUAAUUUUACAUCGGAUUUCUAUGUUGACUCAAGUCCCGCCGAUAUAAUAUAAACAAAACUGUUAGUCAUGUCGUUACUGAAAAAUUGCUGUCACUUAGUUUAAUUAUUCCGUCUUAUAAAUUAAAUGUGCAAUAUUCGCUAUGUAUACGGAUACGAGCGAGCCUUUCAAAAGAGGCUCACAUGAUGAAAAAAAAGUAAAACCUAAUUGGUUCUAAAGCAAAAAAGUAAAAAAAAAAUGAAACAGGAACAGUUGUGAUUGUCGUAAAAUGUUUUUUAAACUAGCCAAUACUUUUUAUUGACAAUAUUGUGUUGUAUAUUCUGCACUACAUUUAGUUAAGAAGUUAAUUUAAAUGUUGACUUGUUUUUAAUUCAGUCCAUAUAAUCUUGAACACAUCCAUGACACCAAUACGAUGAUCUGUUUAUGUUGUAGACUGUCUCAUGGUGUCUGUCUAGUGUUUCCAACCAUCCACCAAUUUGUUCUUAAAAUAAUUAAUGUUCUGUAGUGCCAGUCCAGUACUGGGCGUCUCUUCUUGUCUAGCACAUGUAUGAGGUUUAAAUACACCCAUUACGUCUAUAAUGUAUGUUGUCUCCCAAGUUUAGAAAUCAUAAAAAUAUGUUUCAGCUUAAGGUUUAAAAUGGUGCCAUGUUAUUAUCUUUUUGUCUUUUAGUAAAUCAUCUUGUUCCUCUAUGUAAAUACAAGUUUUUAUUUCCUUUAUUAUAUCUUAAUCACAUAUAAAUUUACUAUCGUCACUUUCACUUAGAUACUAAUUUUAAAAGUAAGAGUUGUUCAUUUUCUAAGCCAUGCGUUUAUCGGCCAAAUUAAUGUUCAUGUUAAUUGUGUACUAUAGUUAGCCGAGUAUCAGUGUUUUUGUAUACCACUUUAAGUUACAUCCAAAAUAGAAUAUCAGUUUUUAGUAAACGUUUUACUGAAUUUUUUGUGGAUAUAUUAAUUAAAAAGUAAACAUCGCUAUUGAAUUUUAGGUAGAUAGUGUUUAAAUAAAAUAGUUCGGACUUUGGUGCUAAAUAAAAAUGAAUAUCAGUCCAAAAUUAGGUAACAUAUAUUUUUAGUACUCAGGAAAUAGUUGGUGAAAUGUCAUAGUUUUCUUUAGAUCGGUAUGUGUAACGACGUGAACAUUCCAAACUUGUAUGUUCGACUUAAAACACGUACGUUCAUAUUUAUUAGUUGUGCAAUUGACAAGCGUGACAUAAUUUUUGAUGAUGUAACACAAAAACCGGACUGUUUACUUCCACGGCAUGAUAGUGUGCCAUACCUAUGCAUUUUGCAUUCUGUUAGUAUCAACAUUGAAAAUGCCUUCACUUACGAAUAACUUUUCGAUACAAUACAAUUGAAACUAGUCGUUUUCAUUGAUUAAUAUUAUGUAUAUACACUGCAUGUGUCCAAACACUAUUGUUUCUGUUUAUAAUGAAAUUAUAUCAUCUCUUUUGUCUCAACUUUAUUAGAUAUUUUACUCAUAUUAAUUAUUCAUGUUGUAUAUUGUAAAUUAAUUGUAUAAUGGCUAAUUAUAAUUGAAGUAUGGUGAUGAAUGGCAAGUCUGUGGCGUGUGUGCAGUGAACGAAUGCUAGAUGUCUUUGCAGGGUGCUUGGGGAUGAAUCUUAACGUUACAUGCGUAUUAUGCACUUAAUUUCGUGUACUUACAUUGUGUUUACAUAUCACAUAUUAUAAAAUCGAAAUUUAAAAUCUAAAGCUCUUGUAAAUAAUCGCUUGGAAAAUAUACGAUCUCAAUGCUUGUAACAAAUGUCCAUCUCCAUGAGUCUCGCGUGCUACGAAUGCUUAUUCCAGGAUUUUGUUUCAAAUGAAAUAAAGUAGUGCCUUAUUUCAUGUUCUUUGCACUUAUAAUUGUUUGAAGUUUGAAUUGUAAGACAUUACUUAAUGGCUAUUUGAUUUUUCUUUGGAAUCAAAGCAAUAACAUCGGUCAUCAUUAGAACGACAUGUAAUAAAUGGUUGAAUUAGAUGUAAGUGUAGCACGGGACGCCACCCUUGUCUGUAUAAUGUGAUUUGUGAUAUAAGUUAUUAGUGUUAUUUGUUUGCUCAAAAUUACUUUCUCCUUUCGAUCUGUGUACUUAUGGUUCAUGAAAUUUGUAAGACUGUAUUUUAUUUUGUUGUGUAAUAUCGUUAGUAAACUUCGGGUUAUGAAUAUAGUUAUUUUGAAAUUAA